This is a messenger RNA of Emys orbicularis (European pond turtle), 995 nucleotides long. It is a transcript of the gene TRAPPC4, whose product is annotated as trafficking protein particle complex subunit 4. The record is from RefSeq and is a predicted model, not a curated record. Gene Ontology annotation, biological process: endoplasmic reticulum to Golgi vesicle-mediated transport. The transcript is spliced from 5 exons. Lineage: Eukaryota; Metazoa; Chordata; Testudines; Emydidae. Gene Ontology annotation, cellular component: TRAPP complex. Bases 13 to 672 code for a protein of 219 amino acids.
ACGGGAGCCGACAUGGCCAUCUUCAGCGUGUACGUUGUGAACAAGGCCGGAGGCCUCAUCUACCAGCUGGAUCACUACGCGCCGCGCUCCGAGAACGAGAAAACGUUCAGCUUCCCCUUGGACCUGGUGCUUAAGCUGCACGACGAGCGCGUGGUGGUGGCGUUCGGACAGCGGGACAGCAUCCGGGUUGGACAUGCUGUGCUUUCCAUCAAUGGCAUUGAUGUGAAUGGGAAAUACACUGCUGACGGGAAGGAGGUGCUGGAGUACCUUGGCAACCCUACCAACUACCCCGUGUCCAUCCGUUUUGGCCGGCCUCGCCUCUCCUCCAAUGAGAAGCUCAUGCUGGCCUCCAUGUUCCACUCGUUGUUUGCAAUUGGGUCCCAGUUGUCUCCUGAGCUGGGGAGUUCCGGUAUUGAGAUGUUAGAAACAGACACGUUUAAACUACACUGUUUUCAGACCUUAACAGGGAUCAAAUUUGUGGUGCUUGCUGAUCCACGGCAAGCUGGGAUAGAGUCCCUUCUGCGAAAGAUCUAUGAGAUUUAUUCUGACUUUGCUCUGAAAAAUCCUUUCUACUCACUGGAGAUGCCAAUCAGGUGUGAGCUGUUCGAUCAGAACUUGAAACUUGCUUUGGAGGUAGCAGAAAAAGCUGGACCAUUUGGACCAGGAUCAUAGGACUUUUCCAGUGUCAGUACGGGGCCUCUCCUCACUAGCCAGCCUUUUCAGGAUCCUGUCUCUGGCUACAGCAGCAAGAGGGGAGGUCAUGAGGUCCCAAACUGCUUUUGUCAUCUCCAGAAAUGCUGCUUUAUUCUAUGGGUGUGGAAUCCACCUUUGCCUAACAGUGAAUGUUUUUAUUAUAGCUAAGAAAGGGCAUAUGUGGCUGAAGCUAUGAUUGCAGCUCUAAUGCUGUCACUGUAACACAGAGGAAGAUCAGACACAACAUAGUGGUAAAACCUCAGUUAUACUCCCCCUUUUUUACUCGUGUGUGUGUGUGUGUA